UUGCUUCCCUCAUUGUAUGCAGAAUUGUUGGCCGAGAAUGCGGCCAACAUUGAUUCGACACCGCUAGAGGAUUUUGAUGCCGGCAUGGGUGCGGAGGGGGAAGAAUAAAACAGUUUGGAAGAAAUUGAUAAGGGCGUGUUCAAUGGAUCCCAAAAAAAUAACCAAGAAGGGAACCAGUUACAGUGACCUAGAAGACGUCACUUUGGUCCGGGCAUGAGAGAGCGUCUCACUCGAUGCCGUGACCGGCAAUGAUCAGACCGGAAAGAAGUAUUGGAAGCGAACUGAGGACAAAUUUUUCCGGCUGAUGCCGCCAAAUUUUUCCUCGUGCACUUUAAGGUCAGUACAAGGUAGAUUCGAGACGAUCAAAUCUUGGUGUAGCUGUUGGAGUGGAUGUUUGGAGCAAGUGAGGAAUGCCUCGCCGAGUGGAUGCACCAUUAUGAUUAUGUACAAAGCCAUGCCGGGUUCCAAGGAAAGGCCAUUUACACUUCAACAUUGUUGGAAGGUGUUGGAGUUUAGUGAGAAAUGGCGUUUGAGGGACAAAGAAGCAGCACCGAAGAAAGGGGCAUUCGUCCAAUUGGAUGAUGAUAAUGAUGAUGAUGAUGAUGAUGAAGAAAAUGAUGCACCGAAGGGUGGGCGUGACCGCAAGAAGCCGGAUGGAAGGAAGAAGGAGAAAGAGAAGAUUAAGAAGACAGCCGAGUCCUCAAGUUUGAAUUCCAAGUUUGAUGAAUUGACGAAGUCCAAAGAGAUCGCUUCGGCUGCCAAAUUGGAGGUCAAAAAGAUCAAUGCCGAGAAGAAGCAUGGACAAAAACUGUAAGCUAUUCAUGAGGUGGAGCUCUAAAAGAGCAAUGUCGACGCGCGCAAGGCCAAAAUUGAGGAGGAAAAGGCAGCGGAGCUAGUGCUUGCGGAGGAGAACAAGAUAAUGCUCAUAGAUCCGACCGGCCUUGAUCCACUUGCAAAGGAGUGGUGGGAGCUCCAAAAAAGGACAUCUUCUAGCAUCAUCGUGAAGCUACUGCCGAGAAGUAGAAGGCGGCAGCGGCAGCCGCUGCCGGAGCCAGACAUGGCGGCGAUGGUGGAAAUGGAGAUGCCGUCGCGAAUGAGGAUGGCCAAGGCGAUGAAUUACAUCCUUGAUUGAUUUAUCCUUACUAUUUUGUUGCGCA
Brachypodium distachyon (stiff brome) is the source of this 1157-nucleotide messenger RNA. RefSeq lists its product as uncharacterized. The transcript is spliced from 2 exons. The record is from RefSeq and is a predicted model, not a curated record. Bases 305 to 814 code for a protein of 169 amino acids. NCBI's taxonomy places the organism in Eukaryota, Viridiplantae, Streptophyta, Magnoliopsida, Poales, Poaceae.